Molecule: messenger RNA, 2748 nt
Organism: Nomia melanderi (Alkali bee)
Lineage: Eukaryota; Metazoa; Arthropoda; Insecta; Hymenoptera; Halictidae
Source: RefSeq, a predicted model, not a curated record
GCGACAUUUGACAACACUUCAACACAUGUACCACGUGACAUUGCGUAUAGGAAGUAAUAAGUAAAAUAUAAGUACAUAAAUUAUACAACGUGCAAAUUUCUUGGUGCACAUUCAUCCGCAAACCAUAAAAAGGUCAUUGACCGCUUCAAAUCUGAAAGCAUUUUUAAAAAAGACAAAAUUUUUUAAUUUAUAGUCUUAGGCUUUCAAAAAAGAAGAAAUAUUUCAAAGUUACAAUUUCAAACAAAGUGAUUGUAAAUAUAUGCGUGGGCCUCCUACCAAAUAGGAGUGAAAACUGUUUUGUUCAGUGGUGACGAAAGUAAUUGGUUUCAUUCUAUUCUUCCAAUAAAGUACUUUUUGUAUUGUCACACGUUGAAGUCACGUGGUUUUGUUUACGUGAAAUCUAUUUCUUAUAUGACAGAAUAUAAUUAGUAAAAACUGCAUCACAACGUCACGAGUGUCAAUUUAUAUAAAAUUUAUUUUUAUUCCUUUCAUGCUUUUAUGAUAUGAACAAGUAUUCACACGUUGAAGUAUUUUUUGUAAAUAAUUUCUUAAAAUAUUUACUAACAGUACAGAGUGGUAAAUGCAAUAAAUAAGGUUGAGAAAGGUGAUGUUUAUUUUUGCAUUUUUGAUGGUGAUCUAAUGACCUAACAGUUCAUAAAUUUGUCAAAUGUUUGCAACCAAAAUUAUUUGGUGUAUAUAAAACAAGUGGAAAUAAAAAGAGUUUAUCGCAGAGCAAUUAUUUUUGGUGAAAUCAAAGUUACGGAAAAGGCAAAAGGGUUAUGUUACCGUGCAAUCUUCGAAAAACGAAAGAACGCUUGAAGAGACGCACCAAAGCUAAAAGUGGAUGAAGCAAAUAAUUAUAAUGAGACCUGGAACGGUGUACGAUAGCCGUGAAAUUGGAAAACGAAUACGUCGCUUAGUUGACGGAAAUUAUUCGUAUCGCAAGAUUCUAAUUCUAAUUAUCAUUUGCGGCGGUAUAUUACUUUAUUUCGGCCCACCUUUUGCACAGUGGCUCUUUUCUACUACCGGAGAAUCGAUACAAGCAUUUGAGGAUUAUUGUAUGAACGAAAGAUUAGCUCCAUUUCGGUUGGAGGCUGAAGAAUAUAAUGUAAAUAUACUUCAUAAACCACCAAAGGAAAAAGAACAUCAGUAUCUGCCAUAUAUUGGCAAUGGAAUUUUUGGGAUUCCGAUUUCAUCCGAAGCUUGGGUAUACAUUAAACAAGGACGAGCAUUAUCAUUGCCAAUACAGUGGCAGCCAUUAAUUACACAUCCUUUACCCAAUGGCAAUUUUCAUACAGAAGCUACAGUUACAGAUUUUACAAAUGGAAUUGUUUAUCACUACCAGUGCCUCAGGGACAAAUAUUACACAGAAUUCCAAUAUUACGCUCAUAGAGUAUAUGAUGCCAUAAUGGUUCAAGAUAUGAAAAUAGUAAAUCCAUUUUCACUUUCUCAGAAUGUACCAUUGAAGCCUCAAGUAUCUACACAUUGGAACAAUGCUCACAUAGAAUUAAUUAAAAUUCAAGUAGAUGAUUCUAUACAUGAGUAUAAUCUAAUUUCUGGUUUUGUUCCACUGCCAAAUUCAAAUAAGAUUGUUGCUGCUUCGAUACUUUACAAAGUUCCACCAAGAAUGGUACAAGUUAAGGCAAGAAGUACUGUAAAAUUUAAAUAUUUGACAAGCAUACAAUACAGUGAACCUGUACUUAUGGAAGAAUACCAUAUCCAAUAUGAAAUAACAAAGAAGAAAGCUAUAGAGGCAAUGAAGAAAGUAGUGAAAAUUCAGCAACGAAAUUUGAAAACUAAUCAUAAUAAUCUCUGGCAAAGUUAUUGGUAUACAAGUCUUAGAAUAAGUGAUUCUAAAGCUGAUGGUGCUAUUAAUGGUCACAAAAUAAAUUCUACCCUUUAUUAUGUACUGUCCCAAGUUUCAAAGGGUGUUACGGAUGUAGAAAAGAAUGUAGCUAUGAAUGAAGGUUGUUAUCGUGGACAUCAUACUUUAGAUGCACCGCGAUUAUGGAAAGAUACGUCCACUAUUAAUGGUGUGAAUAGUAUAGUUGAAGCAUGGUUAAUUACUUUGGAAAAACAAGGAUGUCAUCAUUUAAUGACCGGUGAUCCUGCCGCUGUACAACAAGCAAUCGUGUUAAGUCUUGGGAGUCUACGGUUUAGCAAUCAGCAUCUUGAAUUUAAUAUUGAUCCACAGUAUCUUCAUCGAGAUUAUUUAUUUAGAAUUAGUUAUGGUAAUGUAACUCAUUUAAAUAUAUCAGUAACAGUUGGGGAAGACAAUCGUGCAGUUUUAGGAGUGGCUUUGGAUAAAAGUGACAGUGUAUAUUAUGGCUGUGAUGCAGGCUGUUUAGAUGCACCUAUUUCUUUAAGUCAAUCGUAUACAAAUUUUCCUGUGAAAUUAACAAAACCAUUUACAGCUAUACUGUACAUAACAUCUGAUUAUCAACAUAUGCAAGAUUUGCGAAAUGCAUUGCACGUUCAUGCGGUGGAUGAUGCUCCAGCACAUGAUCACCUUGUGAUGGCUUUGCACAAACAUGGUCAUCAGCUUGGUGGAUUGCCAACACUUUUCUGGAUUAGCAUAUGUUUUCUUAUAAUUGUAUUUCACUUAUUUCUUUGCAAACUUAUUAUUAAUGAAUAUUAUGGUCAUCAAGAUAAGCAAAAAGUUAGAUACAGUAAACUAUGAUUACUUUAUUUAACCAUUAUAUUGUGCAUAUGUAUAUAUUUGUUAUAUACAGUCAUACUUAAAUAGUA